CUAGAACCUGCGCGUGGUGCCCGCUGGGAGUUGUAGUCUCGGGAGCUGCCUCUGACCUCUGUUCUGGGGGCGGUCGGGCCAGCCAGAGCUGGGGGUGGGGUGGGGGGGGGAGCCGAUGCUGGGAAGCGCAGCUGGCUAUGGCCUCGGCUAGCGGCGGCGGCGGCGGCGGGGCCGCCGCGGAGGCCGAGCGCCCCCACCAGCGGCCCUUCCUGAUCGGGGUGAGCGGCGGCACGGCCAGUGGAAAGUCCACAGUGUGCGAGAAGAUCAUGGAACUGCUGGGCCAGCACGAAGUGGAUCACCGCCAGCGCAAGCUGGUCAUCCUGAGCCAGGACCGCUUCUAUAAGGUCCUGACCGCCGAGCAGAAGGCCAAGGCGCUGAAGGGGCAGUACAACUUCGACCACCCAGAUGCUUUCGAUAAUGACUUGAUGCACAUGACCCUGAAACACAUCGUAGAAGGCAAAACCGUUGAGGUCCCGACUUAUGAUUUUGUGACCCAUUCCAGGUUACUGGAGACAACUGUGGUUUACCCUGCGGAUGUGGUUCUGUUUGAGGGCAUUUUGGUAUUCUAUAGUCAAGAGAUCCGAGACAUGUUUCAUCUUCGACUCUUUGUUGACACCGACUCAGAUGUGAGACUCUCUCGUAGAGUUCUCCGAGAUAUGAAUCGUGGGAGAGACUUGGAGCAGAUCCUAACACAGUACACCACCUUUGUCAAACCUGCCUUUGAGGAAUUCUGCCUGCCGACUAAAAAGUAUGCUGAUGUGAUCAUCCCUCGAGGGGUUGACAACAUGGUUGCCAUCAACCUGAUUGUACAGCAUAUUCAGGACAUUUUGAAUGGGGACAUCUGCAAAUGGCAGCGGGGAGUUCCAAAUGGGCGGAGCUACAAGAGAACAUUUCCUGAGCCUGGAGAUCCUGCUGUUGUUCUAACUUCUGGUAAACGAUCCCACCUGGAGUCUAGCAGCAGACCCCACUGAGGAGCUGGAGGCUGUUAAUCAGCCUAUAGGGCAGAUCUUCCUUGGUAUAAUGACUGGGUCUAGAGUUACUUUUUUUUUUUUUUUUUUUUUAAACAAAACCCUCAGUAUUUAGAAUUACUCUUUUAAUACCUGUUACAAAAUGAUUAUAAGAUGAAAUUAUUUAACCAUUUAGGUUAAAAAAGUUAAUUUUAUUCAAUCUUAAAUGUGAGAAAUACUAAAAGGACCUUCUUGAUGUUAUCUUCCAUGUAUUCAGAAGGCUUCUAUAAUCUCUUUGGGCCACCUGAAAAUUGCCCUUCAUCUGCAUGAAUGAACCUAUUAUGCUUGCUCCCAGAAGUAAUGCUAGUAAUAAAUUUAAGAAAUAGACUGGAGGUCUGGGUCUUGGCUCUGGCUGGUAUGACCUGAACAUGAACCACAUAGAAACGUCUUUUUUCCUCCUAAGUUAAUAAGCAGAGGUGGGAAUGUUGAUAAGCACUUUAAAAAAAAGAAAGACACAAAAAAAACUUCUAUUAAGUAUAAAGGAGAGCAUCUGCUAUUUUGAAUGUGUUUACUGGGGACCUAAAAGGCUUAUAAAUAUGCUUGACAGGUUACUGCAGAAUCAAGAUUUGCCCAGUCAAUCAAAUAAUUCUAGAGUUCUGUGUGGUUUUCACUUGAAUGUAGACAAUGCCCAAGCAAAUAGCUCCACACAAGGCUGUUGACUCUUUCUGUCUAUAACCGGAAAUUGCCAAGUCAAAAGCUUACCUGUCCUGGGACACAUGCUACCUACCGCCAAACAAUUCGCUAUAUUACUCAUCGCCAUGUCAGGUGCAUGCUUUCCUUAGAGCUAAGUUACCCAGUGGAAUUUAGAGGUUCAAAAUGAAUGUUGUUGCACAAAUCAGCCCUCUAGUUUCUGUACCACUUAUCCCAUAUGACCUAGCACUGAAUUGCGCAUAUGAGAAUGUUUUGGUCUAUAUGGUUCUCUAUAAGCUUCCCUUCUAACUAGUGUUCAAUUCCCUUUAUAUAAUAUAUAUAUGUGUACAUUAUAUAGAAUGUAUAUGUAUACAUAUGUAUGCACAUAUAAAUAGAUAAAAUCUGUUUUAUAUUCAAUCUCCUCAUGUAUAACCACUUGUGGUUUUCUUCUGUUAGGCAUAAAUCAUUAUAGUUAAUAUGAGAUACUUUGUUUUUCCAAACUGUAAUUACCUAAAAUCUUUGUCUUGCUUAAUGUACCAUUUUGGGACUAAUAAACAAAUACCAAAUAGUGUUCA
Messenger RNA from Sarcophilus harrisii (Tasmanian devil), 2212 nucleotides. RefSeq names its product uridine-cytidine kinase 1 (gene UCK1). The record is from RefSeq and is a predicted model, not a curated record. Gene Ontology annotation, molecular function: ATP binding; kinase activity. Bases 138 to 971 code for a protein of 277 amino acids. The transcript has 7 exons. Gene Ontology annotation, cellular component: cytosol; cytoplasm. NCBI's taxonomy places the organism in Eukaryota, Metazoa, Chordata, Mammalia, Dasyuromorphia, Dasyuridae.